Molecule: messenger RNA, 1479 nt
Organism: Helobdella robusta
Lineage: Eukaryota; Metazoa; Annelida; Clitellata; Rhynchobdellida; Glossiphoniidae
Exons: 2
Coding region: 1-1479 (492 amino acids)
Biological process (GO): regulation of transcription by RNA polymerase II; anterior/posterior pattern specification
Cellular component (GO): nucleus
Molecular function (GO): RNA polymerase II cis-regulatory region sequence-specific DNA binding; DNA-binding transcription factor activity, RNA polymerase II-specific
Source: RefSeq, a predicted model, not a curated record
AUGAUAAGAAACAAAAAUUACGUCAACAACAACAACAACAUUACUAGUAAAAAUAGCUCCAGCAUAAACAACCAGAGACACGCCAACAACAACAACAAAAACAUCAACAAGCAAAACGCUGAAGAUGACUUCAACAUUCAUGAUGGCAUAUCAAUUGAUAGUUGCCAUCACCACCAACAACAUCACGCUAACAACAACAACAACAUUAACAACAAUAACAGCAGACUAAACAUCGCAACUUCGUCUUCAGCAACACCAUCAACAACAUUCCAACAAAAAUCUCCAUAUUAUGACACAACCACUUCGACGACCGUCACAUCUCUGACAUCUACCGACUACAGCAGCUACCAGCAGCAGCAGCAGCUACUGCUAGCUGAGUUCGACACAGAUUAUAAAGAAAACGCCGAACAGUUUGCUGACGUCAGCGUGCAGAAUGUAAACAUUUCAUGCAGCAACAGCAACAACAACAACACCGAUCUUAACAACAACAGCAGUAAAUGCAUGAACAACAGCAACAUCAUCAUCGACAACAACAGUACAGAUUCAUUCCAACAAAAACAACACCCUGAAACGACCGAAGACACUAAGUACAACGCAGAAACGGAAGAAGAUCGAAAAUCUCACGGAAAAGCAUUCGGCGGGCAUUUUGCGUCUUCUCGUUACGGAAUUGACGAUGACGUCAUCUCGAAUCGAACCGGAAGUCGGCCAUCUUCUCCAGCCUCAACGACUCCAUCUUGCGAAAAUUUUUCUCCCCACUCGCCGUCGAUGAAAGGCGGGAAAAUGGGAUCGGCUCCCUCCUACCCCUGGAUGUCUAUAGUGGGUCCCAACUCGAACCAACGUCGUAGGGGCCGUCAGACCUACACCCGCUAUCAGACCCUGGAGCUCGAGAAGGAAUUCAAAUUCAAUCGCUACCUCACCAGACGUCGUCGCAUCGAACUCAGCCACACCCUCUACCUCACCGAACGACAGAUCAAAAUCUGGUUUCAGAACAGAAGAAUGAAGGAGAAAAAAGAGGUCCAGGCAAUCAGAGAAUUGAAUGAAAUUGAAAAAACAAAAAUCGGCUGCUUUGGAUCGCUUCGCUCGCCUUGCGACGACGACGACGAUGACGACGACGACAUUGACGGCAGCGGCAGUAGUGGCGUUUGUGGCGUUGCCAGCGGCGGUAUUGGUGGUGGCGAUUGUAGAAAAGUUAGUGGCAACAGUGGAAGUAGUAGGAAUGGCUUAAGUAGUAAUGGUGGAAAUGUCAUGGGUGGAAUUAAUGGGGCAGGAGGAGGAGCUAACGUUGUCAAUCAUGACGAGUUGAUUACGUCAUGUCGUGACGUUCCAUCGCAGCAGAAUUGUUUGAAUGGCAACAACAACAACAAUAAUAAUAUAAAUAAUAAUAAUAUAAAUAAUAAUAAUGGUGUAGAGAUGAUGGUCGGGAUGGUUUGUAGCAGCGGUAGAAUGAUGAUGGAGGGAGUUGAUUACGGCGGUGGCUAG